Messenger RNA from Daktulosphaira vitifoliae (grape phylloxera), 2733 nucleotides. RefSeq names its product MFS-type transporter SLC18B1-like. Lineage: Eukaryota; Metazoa; Arthropoda; Insecta; Hemiptera; Phylloxeridae. Gene Ontology annotation, molecular function: transmembrane transporter activity. Gene Ontology annotation, biological process: transmembrane transport. The transcript is spliced from 13 exons. The coding region runs from base 541 to 2067 and encodes 508 amino acids. The record is from RefSeq and is a predicted model, not a curated record.
CACAAUAAGUCGCUGUACGUUGAUCUCUGAAACACAAGCGCAUUACUAGCACACGAACAUUAGUAAUUAUAAAUCAGCCGUUGCUAAAAGUGUGAAUUUUUAAUAAUUUUUUGUUUUUCCCGAAAAAGUUUUCUCAAUAGUUUUAAUUUACAGUUGUUUGAACCGCGUGAUCGUGUUAAUUAAUUAGUCAUUGAUCAUUUAUAAACAUAAUUAAAAUUCUAAUAGAAGUAUAGUGGUACCGAGCCUUAUAAAUUGAAAGGUUUGUCCCGUUGAUAAUUGUUUGGGAAAAUGAAGGUUGUGUUUACAUACUGAUUAGGAUGGACUCCUAGAAGUACGUCGAUCAGUACUAUAGAAAUGGUUAAAUUCAUAUUGCGGCCGCAGUGUUAGAAUUAUGUCAGCGAAACGUCGAGACGAUUUGAUAUAAGUACCAACUGCAACGGUUUACACAUCAUCCGAGACGUCAAGUUAAAUUUUUUAUUAACAAAUUUUUCUUCGCUCCUCGACAUCGGAGAGCUUCAGUGAACGGACUGCUGCUUGAAUAUGCUACGCAUAUCAAAUUUCAGCAAACGACAAUGGCUAACGUUAAUCGUGUUUAGUAUUGCUGACUUUUGCAACGCUAUUUGCGUAUCUCUACAAGCUCCGUUUUAUCCAUUAGAAGCAGAAAGGAAAGGAGCCACUGCUACCGAAUAUGGGCUCGUUUUUGGGGUCUUUGAGUUAGUCGUAUUUAUAAUUAGUCCAAUUUAUGGUAAACACCUAAAUAAAAUCGGACCGAAGUAUUUGUUCAACGGUGGAAUAUUUACGACGGGAAUAUGUGCAAUACUGUUCGGAUUUUUGGACAAGGUAGAUGGCCACUACCCGUUCAUUAUACUUUCAUUUGUAAUCCGUAUUAUAGAAGCUAUGGGUAACGCUGCUUUUUUAACAGCCAGUUUUGCCAUAAUUGCUAUGGAAUUCCCAGACAAUGUUGCUACGACAUUUGCAUCGCUUGAAACAUUUUUUGGUCUCGGACUCAUUGUUGGUCCAACAGUUGGAGGAGCUCUGUACGAGAUCGGCGGUUACGUUACUCCAUUUUUGGUACUUGGUUCUGCACUAUUCCUUUCGGCUGUCAUGACAGCUUUCGCCCUUCCAGAUCAUCCUAACAGAAGGAGGGACGUUCCCAGUGAUGCUAGUUUACUUAAAGUUUUAAAAAUUCCUGGCAUACUUUUGGCUGCAGCUAGUAUAAUUGUCACGUCAAUGAGUAUUGGAUUCUUAUCUGCCACUUUGGAACCACAUUUAAGACAGUUCAAUUUAUCACCGAUGGUGUUAGGCCUCAUGUUCGUCAUUAAUGGAGGAACCUAUGCUUUGACAGCUCCUUGGUGGGGAUGGCUUUGCGACAAAAUAAUGCCUGCGAAAGUCGUUACUUUACUUGGGUGCAUUAUACUCAUGGUUGGUUUCAGUCUCAUCGGGCCCGUGCCAUUUUUGAACAGACCUACGGAACUGACUGUUACCAUAAUUGGAUUGGUACUCCAUGGAAUGGGAAUGGGUGCUCAAUUGGUUGCAUCGUUUACCGACGCAUUACGGACAGCAGUUCAACACGGAUUCUCCAAUAGUUUGGAAACAUAUGGAUUAAUAUCGGGCUUAUGGACGUCUACUUUUGCACUUGGCGCCUUCAUCGGGCCAUCCGUAGCAGGCGUACUAUAUGAUAUUGUGGGAUUCGGCACAGCGACUGUGUUUGUCAUUGUUUUAUCUGCAAUGGUGGGUGUGUCGGUGUCGUUAUUCUUGAUGUUUUCGCGGCCACCGAGAAACAUCAAAGACGUGCACAAUUUAGAAGAGCUCAUGGAUCCAGUUACUAAAAGCGCAAUGGAAAACGGGUCGGCGGCAAUGUCAACGGGCAACGGCAAUGGCGGAUACAAUGGCCUGAUGUCUGCGGCCAUGUCUUGUCCCGUGCCCACAGAGAGACCGCCAGGUAUGGACGGUAUUAUAGCGUGUAGUAGCUACAAAAACAGAUUGGGCACGUGGAACCGGAAAGAGAGUGAGCUGAUUAUUGGCAGUAGCUAUGUCGAAGAAAACAGGGGUUUGCUGAGUCCAUAAAAACCUGUAAAUUGUAAACCUAACCCUUGUUUUGAAACGCAUUAAUUUUAUUAGAUUUUAUUUGUAAAAUUUUACGUGUGUACCUCCCAUUCCUUUAUUGAUUAUGGUUUUUGUUUACUAUUUAUAAUUCGUUGUAAGCCCAUACGUUUAUUUAUUUUAUGAUAGGAAGUGAGCAGAAAAGUUGGCCUAAGUUUAGAUAUUUAUACAAGUUACUGUUAUUUGAAAUGAUUUUUUUUUUUUUUUUUAUAACAUACGUUGCGUUAGAUAUCGGGGCUUGAUAUUUUUAGCCUUGACGAAUUAUCUUAUUUUAUGAGUAUGUUUUUAUUUUUAGCCAAAUCAUUUAUUUGGUAAACCUUUUUUGUGAAUCUCUAAUAAAAAUGUUUUCAUUUUUUUCAAUAAUUAUAUUUUAUUUUUUAGAAAGUCAAUAUUCUAGUGUGCUAUUUUUACUACAUUAAAAAAAUCAUAUAAAGUAAAUGAAUUUGAGAUAACUCAAAUAAAAAACUAAUCUAGAAUGUAAAACGGAUAUUUUUACUGUCACUAAUGUAGCAUUAUCUAUAAGAAGGACUAGUGCUGGAUUGUAUAUAUUAUACAUUACAAAGCUGGAUUUCUGCUAAUCCAGUGGUAUUCAACAUUUUAUUUUGUUUAAUAAAAAAGUAUUAAUUUUUA